AAAACCACACUCAUAGCAAACAAUACCAAUGACCAACAUUUAAUCCUAGACAUGCUGCUGCAGGCAGGAGCUUCACUGAAAUCGAAGACGAUAUACGAAGAAAUACCACUACACAUAGCACUAAGAUGCAGAAUCAGAAACAACCAGAAAUAUCUUGACAAUAUUCGUGCCCUAUUAAAGUACAGCACAGAUGUAAACUUCCCAGAUAAACAGAAAACAUUUCCACUAAACAUUGCUGCCAAAUGUUGUACUUGCGAUAUUAUAAUGAAAUUGAUGUCACUCGGGGCAGAUAUCGCUUCAAAAGACAUCGAUGGCAAUACAUCUCUACACUAUCACAUGGAUGCUACAUUAUUUGAUAAAGACGUAGUGGCAGCAUUGCUGAAUUCUGGCGCUGAUAUGAAUGCAGUCAAUAAUAUUGGAGAAACGGUGUUGAUACGUCACAUAAGGAAAUCAAAUCGAACAUCAAAUCCCAACACGGUACAGUUUUUGCUAGACCAUGGGGCUGAUCCAAAUAUUUGUGACAAGGAAGGCAGUUCUACGUUAAUGGAGGCAAUAAAUCACGAUUUCUAUUCAGCUGUUGAAAAUUUGGUACAGCACAACGCAGACAUUAACCACGUUGGAAAAGACGGAAACACAGCUCUACAUUUAUGUUUGUUGAAAGGAUCUUUGCAGAAUGACAGCGCAAACGAUUUUAAAUUAAAUCAAGUUAAAGAACUUAGUGAAGAAUUGUUUGAAGAAUCAGGCUCAACAGACAAAAAACGAAAGAGAAGCUUCUUAAUGGAUAAUUCAAACAAACUUGCCAAAAUGUCGGACUUUUCAAGAGUGCAUUCUUAUGGACUGAACGUGCCACCAAUGAAAGCACCAGAGCAAUCAUCGUCUGCUGAAACAAAUGAAAAAGAAAGAAAUGAUUAUGUAAAUCAAAACAAAGAAACUGACGACGGGAAUUGGGAACUUAUGAAGAUCAUAGACUUUUUACUCUCGCAUAAAGCAAACGUAGACCACAACAAUGAAGGUGGUGACUCUCCUUUGAUAUUAGCAGUACGCACGGAGAACUUUGAGGUCGUAAAAAGAGUUCUAAAAGAAAAUCCAAAUAUGUUCCACCGCGGAAAAGACCAAUUGAAUGCCAUUGAUAUUUGCUUGACAGUCACGACAAUUUGUCCUGCGUUUUUUAAAGACGGAGUCUUGGGCAGGUUAGCAAACAGGAGACUGGAAUGCCUGAACGAAUUAGUUAAACAUGCAGAUUUGGGGAAAAGAAAGGAACAUAUAUUUUACAAAUUGUUCAAAUUUCUACGUCGCUUUUUUAAGUUUGAUGAAAUAUUAAUUACUAAUAUUUGUUCACGACUACUUGACUCUGAAAAUACGAUCAAUGUUAACUUUGCGAAAAAUGAAGAGGAUUCACCUCUCAUUUUCUUUUGCAAAAGAAGAGUUGUAGCUGUUGUUGAAAAGCUGCUUGGUUGUAAUGCUGAUGUGAAUUACGCUGGAGUAGGAGGAUCAACUGUUUUACAUCAUGUUAUUGAUAUACAAGAUGAGACAACAGCUAUGCCCAUGCUAAAUUGCCUUCUGGUUGUCAAUCCUUUGCUGGACAGGAAAGAUUUCAAAGGUGAAACAGCUUUGGAAAAGGCAAUAAACAUGUAUGUUUUUUGCAACAAUACAAACAGUUAUAUAUAUGAGAAUGAUGCAAGCUACAACGUUUUAUUGACCUUGAUAAAAAGACUUUUAGAAGCCGGUGCAGUUACUGAUCUGGAAAAAUUAGGAAAUGUUUUAAUGAAAUGUGCACGAAUAGGAGAUUUCAAAACAAUGGAGAGUCUUUUUUGCCAUGGAGCUGACUUGGAUUAUAGAAAUAUUCUAGGGCAGACGAUCUUACAUGUAUGUUGGUCAGAAUCGUUGAAUGGUGCACUGGAUUUUCUCAAAUUCUAUGUCCAGAAGGGAGGCGUUCUUAAUAAUAAGGAUAGAAAUGGUAAUUUACCGCUUACAUCCUUAUUGAAUGCGAAAUGUAACAACGAAAGAGCAGACACUGUUGAAAUAGCCGAAAUUUUCCAGUUCAUGAUAAAAAGCUCUAUGAAAUCUAUCGACGACGGAGAUGAUCCUAUUCUUUUACAUACUGCGGUCAGACAUGGUUUAAUCAGAACAGCAAUUGCUAUAUUAGAUGCAAAGGAGUGUGCAACUGUUGAAAACAAAGCACAUGAAACACCACUUUAUAUAGCAACUAAAGCUCGCAACCGCAAAGAGUUAAUCGAUCUUUUGUUGAGGAAUGGAGCUGACCCUAACCAACACACAAGCUUUAAAAUACCCAUUGUUUCAGCUGUUAAACAAUGCGAUGUACCCACAGUUUCUACACUCAUAAAGGCAGGGGCAUCCAUCAAUGUAAAAGAUCAAAUUGGUAGAUCACUUCUACAUGUAUUGUAUUCAGAUAAAUCAAAAAAAGGAGACUUGUGUCUUAUGACAAAGUUACUGCUUGAAAAGGGUAUAAAUGUGAACGCAACAGAUAAGGCCGGAAGAUCUGCUUUAUUCCCGUUAUUCCAAUAUACAACAGCAGAAAAUAUCUCUCAUUCAUCUUCAAAUAAAAAUCAAAAAGAUUUUAGGCACUCUAAGGAAAUGAGGGAAGAUAUGGUUCCUGUGUUAGUUGGUAAUGGCUUGGAUGUUAAUUUAGUUGAUAAGUCUGAUAAAACCGCACUAGAUGGAGUAUGCAUUUCAGGAAUAAAUCCAAAAGCUGGAAUAGCACUUCUCAAUGCAGGAGCAAACCCAAGAAGCAAUUGCCUUGAAAAAGCAAUUGUAAAUUUCCCUGAGAAAAACACAGUCUGGGUAGAAUUGAUUGAUUUGCUUCUUCUAAAAGGAUGUGAUCCUAAUGUAUUCAAUGGGGAUUCAUCGAACAUGAUACAUGUGGUAUCAUGUGGAUCGAGAUGCUUGGUAGAAUCGCUCCUUAAACACGGAUCAGACGUUAACUUUUGUGACUCAAGAAACAUGACAGCCUUACAUUUUGCCUGUGAAUUAGAUAGAUCAAAAUGCCGAGAUGAUAUUGUUCAACUUCUAAUUAAAAACGGGGCUAAUUUGAAUAUUCAGACUACCUCUGGAAAAAGGCCAUUAGAUAUUUUAGUGACCAAAAUGGUUAAAGAAGUCGGAUAUCAUACAGUGUCAGGUGUAACAGAGCGUGUCAUUCAAACAGAAGUUGAUUUGUCGUCAUUGAAUCUUCUUGUCUGUGGAGGAGCACAAUUAUGUUGCAUCAACACAACUGACAGUCUAGAUAUAGAUAGAAGAAACACAUUCUCAUCAGCAUACCAGAGAUUGCUAGCGGCUCAGGACAAAAAAUUGACAGAGUAUUCAGGCUUGGAGACUUUAAUAAAACAUGGAUUCUUCAAAGCUGCAGAGUGUCUUAUCAGAUGUGGAUGGGAAUUUGAAAAAGAGAAAUGGUUUGAAAAUUUUAAUUUUGCAUCAAUGAAUUUAUCGAAUAUAGAGAAAUCAGGUGAAAGUUACAAGAUAAUACCAAUGGAGAAUGCUACAUCCGAAUUGCAGACCUUAGUGAAGAGUUCUCAGUCGGUUCUUAAGCCUUUAGCACAUCGUUGUAGAGAUGUUAUUAGAAGGCAGUUGGUGAUGGCGUCAGCUGGAUCGGAAAUAGAAUCCAAGAUAGAAGUACUCCCAGUACCUACAACGAUCAAAUCCUACCUGAAGUUUGUUGAUUACUGUCACAAUACAGAAGUAUUUCAGCUCGAAAAGAUUCCAAGAAUUAGAAGGGAUUAUGGAAUUCCUCUUAACUAUUUGCAGUCUACAUUCCAUAACUCAUUUUAUGUUCCAACCUACUCUUUCGACAUGGACUCAGAUGAUGAAGGAAUAUCUUAUGAGCAAGUUAAUGAUUAUUAUGUUGAAUCAGAUGACGACUAUGUUUACAGACAAUAUAGUAAUCGUUCUGAUGAUGAAUAUUCUUUUUAAAACUCAGAUAGCAGAAAAAAAGUCAUGAACGCAUUUUAAUGUGAUUCUGUGAGUUUGGAAUGGAAAUUAAUAAAUCUAGGUUAUUUAUAAUGUGCAUGAUACAAUUAAUAGUUUAACAUUUUGUAAAAAGAAAAUGUUUGAUUAGCAGCAUUAGGUCGAAUAUUUUUUCUUUGUGUUUUUAUAAUGCAAAUACGUCUAAUAAAAUCCUUUAAAUUGUAGCAAAACAUCGCGCUCAGUAUGUACAUUUUGAUACAGAUAACUUUUCAUUUCACGACAGUAUUGAUGAUA
Molecule: messenger RNA, 4212 nt
Organism: Mytilus trossulus (common blue mussel)
Lineage: Eukaryota; Metazoa; Mollusca; Bivalvia; Mytilida; Mytilidae
Product: serine/threonine-protein phosphatase 6 regulatory ankyrin repeat subunit B-like
Exons: 14
Coding region: 52-3924 (1290 amino acids)
Biological process (GO): intracellular signal transduction
Molecular function (GO): protein binding
Source: RefSeq, a predicted model, not a curated record